Molecule: messenger RNA, 1388 nt
Organism: Caenorhabditis auriculariae
Lineage: Eukaryota; Metazoa; Nematoda; Chromadorea; Rhabditida; Rhabditidae
Source: the annotation of a GenBank genome assembly
AUGUCUUCGAAUUCAACGCUUUUACCUCUGUUGAGCUUCGAUACUGAAAUGGAAACAGUGAGUAGGCUUCGAUUUCUAAUAUUUUCUAAAAUUUCAGCUGGCGGUGAAUCUCAUCAACAGCCUCACUUCGGUUGCAAAGAAGAACGCCGCUGAUCGUCAGAUCUUCUGGACAAUUUUUGUUUUGGUGUUAAGUGAGUUUACUUUGAUCAUCUCUUACAACAAAGGUUGACUUUGCGGUGGGGAUUUCCCUGAAAAUUGGUACAAUGCUUGAUGUACCAGAUGAAAGUUUCAAUCUGCACAACUUCAUAUUUUUCGAGGAAAAAAUCUUCAAAGCUUUAAAACAGCGUAGUCUGAUGAUUUUUGAAGGUCUUGUUUGAAUUUUUUCAAGAACCAGAAAGUUGUGCAGGUUAAGGCUUUCAGUAUCUCCAUCUGGUGUAUCAAGCAGUUUUCUAGUCAAAUUUCAGAAGGAUAGUCAGCUUUAAAUUUUUUAAGUGAACCUCAGGACUGUUGUUAUCAAAUCUUAUGUAAAAAAUUUUAAUUGGUGACAAAGGUAGGUUUAACAAACGCCAGGUUUUUAUGAACAGUGAAUCGACCUAAUUCAGAGGUAUUUUUCGUAUCGCAGAAGCAUUUUUUCCACUCGAACUUUUAAGUUGUUGUUAAAAACGUCAUUUAAAAAGUUAAUGCGCAAAAUUUGAUGUGAACUCUUUGAUAUUUCCAGAAGAUACCAUUUUUGUGAAAUAUUCGAUUUUUUUCGCUUUUCGCAUGGUUUGAAAAUAAAGUUGCUUGAUUCAAAAUUACUUGAAACGCUGUGGCCUCCGACUCACCUUAAUGUUUAUUCAAAAUUUAAAAAAAGGCAAAAGUUCCAACACAAGUAAAAAAUGAGUCCUGACACCCGGUCAAAAAAACUAGUUUUGACGGAUUUCAAAAACGGAACAAAAAACAAGGCUAUCUGAGCUGGUUGAAUUGUCAUUUGAGGAAGAAAAGCCAAUCAUUUUUGUUUAAUCUUCAAUUUUACCAUAAGUUUUCGUACAAUCCGUUAGCCUCUCUACCACAUUUCUUGCCUGCAUUUAUAUCAAUUUCUCUGUAUUUUCGAGGUUUUCAAGUAUCUUUGUAUGAACUUUCAUCAAACUUUAAUACAUCAAAAUUUUGCACUGUUCGUAGCAAAAAUUCAGCAAAAAAUUUCAGCUUUUGCUGUCGCCUUCACUCUCGCAAUAAAAGAACUCGUCAAAAAGGAAGUCGCUCGUCAGAUGAGCGGCGUCUAUGGCAUCAUAGUUUUUGAUGAGCACGAAGAGAGAAUCUUCGAAAAUACCACGAACGACGAUCUUCUGCUCAUCGGAGGACGAAUGAUGGAAUCUGGCAGGGCUAUUCUUCUGAUUACUUUCGAAUGA